AUGUCAGCCUCUUCGGAAGAUAGCUUCAACGAAGAAGCAGCUCGCAUUGGUUGUGAUGAUGAAGAAAGCGCUUUUCGCGACAGUUCCUCAUCACGCAUGGUGCGUGAUUCAUCCCUCUCCCGGUUAGGAUACUCGCCGACUAUCUCUGGAUCAUCGCGUGCUCGCUCACAAACACGUCAUCGAUCCGCGCGCUCACCUGAUGCUCGACCAUCGUCUGGACGCAGUCAAAGCGUAUCACGGGCGUCACAACGGCUGACGCACUCGUACACUUCUAACGCAUCACACACGAAUGGAGAUGAAGGGGAUGAGCGUGUGAGUCCAUACACGUCGCUACUUGGCUUCGAGCUUGGUAUGCUCGCAUCGUUUCUCAUUCCUCGACGGGAACAAUGUCACCAGCGAUUUGAAAUGACCAUUGAUGAUCUAACGUUUCUCGGCCAUCCUGUCACACAGGAGCAUGUCGCGCCGCAAUCCAGAACCGUUGAAUCGACCAUCUUUAAUGUCGUCAUGGUCUUGGACAGAUCGAAUAUGUAUCCAUCAGUGCGUUGCAUUGACUCUAAACACUGGCUACAACUAUAUUAUACCAUCCUGUUCAAGCUGACUGCCAUGCUUGCUUGGGAGGAGGCGCGUGUCCAGUAUGUGUCAGAGCAAGCACAUCUGUUGGUCCAGAUGCGUGAGGACUACUUGCAAAAUGGCUCGAAUUUUCACGAAUACUUGAAGGCGAGCUUGAAUGCCUCCUCUCUUGCACAGACGCUUCGAGAUAUUCAACGCUCCAUGGCUCGCAGACACAAUAUCGACGUGCUCAUCAAUGAGAAUAUUGGUCUCACGCUCAAGCUCCCACAACUUCUCCAAGAACCGAAUAAGGCGGAACGUGCUUUUGAGUUUCAGCCCAUGUACGACAUGCACGAUAGCGUCGUGCAGCGAGGUGAUCUACCAGAGCCUCGUGACUUGACGAAUCCUCUCGUCCGCCCUUAUGCGUCGAGUCUAUCGCUUCCUUCAAUUCUACAGGAGUGGUCUCGAACGACCGGCCCAUUUUUGUUGCCAUGGAAGACCCUGCUCCUGCCAGAAGAGGCAUUUCUGCCUUACCGCCAGUCUUCCAUUUUCAAGAUGGCUGAGCCACUCACGCACAUGUUUUGUCCAUCGCCACAAGGAUGCAUGACGUUCGCACAGGCGGCGGAGGCCUUGCAGUGGGACUUAUACAAGGAUGUAUAUCCCAUGGUACGCCAUCUGAUUUACUAUGCGGAUGCUCAGGUCAUUGAUGUGCCACGAAUACAGAGCUUGUAUGCAAUUAAUCCUACAUUCGACACCCAUGAGCUGGCAGGCUUGAGCGAGCGCUGGACGCGUCAAUUCCCUCGAAUGAUGUCUCUUCCAGAGUUUCUCACGAUCGUUUCGUCCAGUCUACGUCCUUUUGUUUCGCAUUGCGUCGUAGCACCGAGGGAGUAUGCGCCAAUUGAUAUUCUUAUCUGGCUCCUGCGUCAGAAUGUGCUGACCCAACUCCAUGUGUAUUUGCGCCUGCUAAUCACGGCACGCGAUCAGUUACGCGCCGUUGAUUUGCGACGUGAGCGGCGCGAGCGCCAACUAGCCCGAAAGCAUAGGGCUGCACAUUCGGUUGAUGCUCCGCCCAGCUCUGACCAGGAAAUGCUCAUUGACCGACUUCGCACACAGAUGGAACACGGCCUGAAUAUCCCACAGCGUCCAGCCAAGGAUCGUUCUCAUGCAAACUCAUCACACGCGACGUCUCGUGCGAGCAGCACUUCCAGUAUAGACGACUGGCCAUCGGGUCAUAUGCACUAUAGUGGCGGUUCUGACUAUUUCCACCCGACCAGCGGGAACGAGCUGGACAUGGAUUUGGAGGAAGACCGUUUCGAUGACUUGCUCCCUGGGGGAAGGCCACAUCCCAUCAUUAUCCAGGAGCCUGCUCGUGCUAACCGUACGGAAAGUGAAUGGAUUUCUGCCCUUUUCGAUGGAAAGCAUCCUUGGCACACUCGGUGGCUCAUCCGCCUCUUUCCUUACCUGAACGGCAAGCAUAACGUGGAUGAGAUUAUCGCUCGAGAAAAGAUCCGGCGCCGAGAUCUCAAGAGCAUCAUCUCAGAGUUUGAUGCCAAUCUCCUUCAUUUCUAUCAUCCGUAA
This is a messenger RNA of Malassezia globosa CBS 7966, 2127 nucleotides long. RefSeq lists its product as uncharacterized. Gene Ontology annotation, biological process: cellular response to amino acid starvation; positive regulation of autophagy; negative regulation of TORC1 signaling. Bases 1 to 2127 code for a protein of 708 amino acids. Lineage: Eukaryota; Fungi; Basidiomycota; Malasseziomycetes; Malasseziales; Malasseziaceae. The transcript has a single exon. The record is from RefSeq and is a predicted model, not a curated record. Gene Ontology annotation, cellular component: GATOR1 complex.